AUGGCACCCGCGCGCGAUGACAAGUUCCUACCAGAGGUUUGGGGUCUUUACUCCGUUGGCGCACUAUGGCUUCUUCUCAGGUUCGCAGUGCGCCUUCGUACCGUUGGAGUAAUGGGACUGCAACUUGAUGAUGGCUUCGCGUUCGUUACACUGAUUGCCUGGACGUACACGUGCGCCGUAACAGAAAUAAUGUAUCACACUGGAACGAAUACCGACUACUCUACAGCUGAGAUAGCUCUGUUCAGUCAUGUCAAGUUUGCAGAAGUAGAGCUGUCAAGCAAGCUCUUCUUAGGCUCUUGGUACGCGUACAUCGUUUUGAUCUUCAGUCUCAAAGGUAUUGUUGUAAUACUCUACCGACGAAUCUUCUUGGAGCUCUGGCAAAUCUAUAUGCUACGAUUCACUAUAAUUCUAUGCUUGUCAGGAUUCACGGCCACCACACUGGCUUUGAGCCUCUCAUGCCUGCCAUACCACCAAAGGUGGCAGUUAGUUCCGCAUCCACCUCUCGUAUGCACCGCGUCACCAAAAAUCCUCAUUCUUGCAAGCUGUCUUAACGCUACGACAGAUGUUUUUUUGCUUAGUAUACCAGUUCCACUUCUUUGGCAGUUGAACAAGCCUUUGUCCAUUCGAUUUGGUGUUUUUGUCCUUUUGGCCUCCGGUCUCUUCGUUCUGGCAGCAUGUGUUACCCGUGUAUCACUCACUGUCGUACCCAACAUAUUCGUUCUUAAUAUCGCGCGCUGGGGGAUACGGGAGUUCUGUAUCGCCAUUGUUGCUGUUAACAGUGCUUGUUUGCAACCUUUAUUUCGCGGGUCAUUCUGGGCCAUUCGAAAACGUCAUCCAGCAAACCGGAGUAAUCGAAAUUACGUGUUCGCAUCUGCACAGCGGGCCCGUCAACGCUUUAGGAAAGCACGGAACCGCAGCCAUAUUCUAGACUCUACAUCUGCAGGCGCAUCGAUCAGCAACGCAUCUAUGAAACAUGCACCUAUAAAGCAAGAAUAUGUUGGUAACAACAAUACAUUGGAGAAUCCGAGAUAUGAAGUCACUUCAAAUCAAUCACAAGAUGAUCAGCACGGUAGUGGGUUGGAAACUAUAUCAAUCAUCAGGAGCUUAGAAGAGGUUGAUAUAGAAAAGGGUGACGCUUCGCUGGCAAGACAACCUGAACAGACAGUGAUGCCUUGA
Bipolaris oryzae ATCC 44560 is the source of this 1176-nucleotide messenger RNA. RefSeq lists its product as uncharacterized. Bases 1 to 1176 code for a protein of 391 amino acids. Lineage: Eukaryota; Fungi; Ascomycota; Dothideomycetes; Pleosporales; Pleosporaceae. The transcript is spliced from 6 exons. The record is from RefSeq and is a predicted model, not a curated record.